AUGAAAACCAGUAUGAUUGGGUCUGACUAUUUUGGUGGAUUUGACAAUGGGAUUUGUGAGGAUGACUCCAUUGAUCACAUGCUCAAUUUUUUUGACAUGCCAAUGGAAAGUUUGGAAGGUGAUGGCGAAGGUGAAGAUUGGUUUGAAAAGUUCCAAAGACUUGGGCCAAUUCCAACUGAAGUAUUAUCAGGAUCACCCUUGGUUUCCCAAGGCAAGGACGGAGAUGGAACUUUGGAUAUGCAACCUAUGCCUUCUAUUCCUAAAACCAGUAUGAUUGGGUCUGACUAUUUUGGUGGAUUUGACAAUGGUAUUUGUGAGGAUGACUCCAUUGAUCACAUGCUCAAUUUUUUUGACAUGCCAAUGGAAAGUUUGGAAGGUGAUGGCGAAGGUGAAGAUUGGUUUGAAAAGUUCCAAAGACUUGGGCCAAUUCCAACUGAAGUAUUAUCAGGAUCACCCUUGGUUUCCCAAGGCAAGGACGGAGAUGGAACUUUGGAUAUGCAACCUAUGCCUUCUAUUCCUAAUGAUGGAACACCAAAGCUAAGUCAGCAGCCCAAAUUUGUCGAAGAAACCUCCAGCACAAGCAUUCCCCUUCAAAACGAUUCUUCUGAUGGGAAAGAGUCAGCUGUGUUCCAGUCACCUAGCCCAAUUUCUGUCCUUGACAACAGCAGCUCCUGCUCAGUUGAAAAGAGCAAGUCCAUCAGAUAUCUUCCAGGAGCUCCUCGAACCAAGCGUUCAAGAGCCUCAACAUUCAGCCAAUGGUUUGCGAUGUCUCCUAUUCUUUUUGCUGCUUCUGCAUCUGAAAAGAAAAAAAGAAAAGGGAGGAAGAAGAAACUCUCGCAGCUAACUGGUGCCAUGGAGAGACAACAAAAUUCAUUUUUACAGGGCAAAAAGAAACUGUGUCUUACAUCAGAUGCCAUGGAGACAAAUGAAGCUUCCUUGCAUCGACCAGCAACCAAAAAAUGCACACAUUGCCAGGUAACAAAGACUCCACAAUGGAGAGAGGGACCUAUGGGUCCAAAAACCCUCUGCAAUGCAUGUGGAGUUCGCUACCGGUCUGGCCGUCUCUUCCCAGAGUAUCGGCCGGCAGCAAGUCCUACAUUUGUUCCAUCUUUGCACUCAAACUCCCACAGGAGAGUUAUAGAGAUGAGAAACAAAGGUUUCCAGGAGCCAGCAAUGACUGAGGCAGACUGCGGAAUGUCACCUCCGCCUGAAUUCGUUCCUAUGAGUAGCUAUUUUUUUGAUGGCUCAGAAUGAAAGGGACUCUCUUAUCCAUUUCUCCCAAGUCUCUAUUCACACUGUUCUCAGAGCAGAUGAGGAAGGGUGGGCAGAAGGUACCACGAGCCCUCUAUCUCACACAUCAAUUCAGAAGCAAUGGCAGGAGGAGCAAAGGGAAGGGAGAGGUGUUUGGUGGGUGCUGGUGAAGAAAGAUUGUGUGUACAAAUUCUACUUAGAUUCUAUGCUGGUGAAAAUUCUGUGUACAAAGUAGGAUCUUUAUUUAGAUUAGGAAAUGGUUUAGGUAGGGGUCAGAAUAUUACUUAGUAUUAGGAAAAGGAUAUCAGUUAUGUGACAUGAAUUUUUUUUUUUUCAUGUUCUUUCUAGGAAAUCAUUUUUUUGGUUUAUCCAGUUGCCGGAG
Messenger RNA from Ilex paraguariensis (yerba mate), 1633 nucleotides. The record is from the annotation of a GenBank genome assembly. Lineage: Eukaryota; Viridiplantae; Streptophyta; Magnoliopsida; Aquifoliales; Aquifoliaceae.